AUGAGACCACUGUUUGUGCUUGUUAGCACGUUUGCACUUGUGCCCUCUUUUAAUUGCCUCUCAUCGUCCGAUAAGCGGUCCUCUACUUUUAGCCAGGACCCCGAAGGAAAUCUGAAGGAGACUGUGGUUCGGAGCCUGGGCUCUGCGGUUGGACAAACACAAGAAUCUCAUUUUAUGAAGCAUGGGGCUCGGGCAAAAUAUUCCAUUCUUCCGGCAUCUCAGACAGGGGUUGUGUCUAAGCCGGUGGAAUUGAGAGCAACAAAUUUGGGUAACUAUGACCGUCAUAAUAACCUCAUUACGGUCACUGACCGAGUCACAGAUUCCAAUGACCACAUAUCGGAAAAAAAGGUUGCUCGAAGACUCCCCCGAAGAGUCAGACUCGGCUUGGAGUGGCUGGGUGUUUUUGCGACCGGCUUCGGUUUCUGGGGCCUGAAGGAUGGUUGCGGUGAUUACCACGAAGGGGGUGACGCUGCUCCCGGAGCUAAAUGCAUAGUGGCAGCACUGGGUACCGGCGCCCCCCUCGUCAUUGCGGGAGAUGACACAUGGGAGUAUAUCUCAACGUUAACAAACACUGGGGUAAAUGUCGUCGGGCAAGUGGCUGAUAUUCCCCUUGAGAACUACCCUAUCCAUCGUCUUCCAAAUGGUCCCUUUUUCCCUAAUAUGGCUGAUCUACCCGCUAAGCGAGACGAUUCGGUUGGUCGUGUCGAGCGUGCCAUAUCAACGAAGCUUGGCAUGGAGGUCAGGCAUGUCGGAGUGUGGGAUGGAAACCACCCUGGAUCGCCAGAAAAGCGUCACGACAAAACCGAAGCUCACCCGGUGUUUGCUAUGGACCGCAAUGGUCAAGACUUUCACUUUUCCUACAUGGGGCGUCGCGAAGAUACUGGCGAACACAAAUUCAUAUUCGGCUAUGGGCCGGGCAUUGAAAAUCAACAGAACAAAAUGCGACUUAAAGCUCGCCAGGCUUUCACGUACAACACACAGUAUUUCGACCGCGGUGGUCUCGAUAUUAUUGGACAAUCCGAUAUCAUGGGAGGUAGCAACCACCCUGAGGUACAACCUGACCUCAACGACCCGAACAGCUAUCAAUGGCUAUACGAGCAGAUGAACUGUUAUAUGGAUGGAGGCUCAUACGAAGCACUCAGGCACCACGGGCUCUGGUUCCAGAUCUAUGAUAGUAAUGAUGAGGGUUCACAUCCUGGCACCCUCGCUGCCGGAGCUAUCGCUGCUUUUGGGCCAAGCACACCAUCAGCAAUAUCAUGGAUGCAAUCAAGUGGCGGAAUACCUACGGUAGAAGGAUGUUCCUCAAUAGGGCCCUGGAAGAUGUAG
Molecule: messenger RNA, 1326 nt
Organism: Neoarthrinium moseri
Lineage: Eukaryota; Fungi; Ascomycota; Sordariomycetes; Amphisphaeriales; Apiosporaceae
Exons: 1
Coding region: 1-1326 (441 amino acids)
Source: RefSeq, a predicted model, not a curated record